This is a messenger RNA of Vespa mandarinia (Asian giant hornet), 3284 nucleotides long. RefSeq lists its product as uncharacterized. NCBI's taxonomy places the organism in Eukaryota, Metazoa, Arthropoda, Insecta, Hymenoptera, Vespidae. The record is from RefSeq and is a predicted model, not a curated record.
AUUCCGAACGAUUCCGAACGAUUUUGAACGAACUUUUUUGUUCUAUUCUUUUUUCUUUCUCCCACCCCUACGUCGCCCUGAUUAUACGGUUCGCUCAAAGAUUGCUCGUACUUUGACCUUACGAUAUGACGAUAACUUCAUCGUAUACGUAUUUGCGCGAAUGAUCGAGUAUUAACGCGUCUAAUUACUCGACUAUUAUCGUUUUUCUUACAUUUACCGAGUUCCCCGAAUAAUUAAUUUUCUUCGACGUAUGAAUGAAUAAUCUAUUUAACUUUUGGAUUAAUUAACUUCCUCUUUGAGAAUUGGGAAGAUCGAUGAAAGGAAUUAGUCGAAAUUUCAUUAUGAGCGAAAAGGCGAAUAGCGUGCUCCCCAUACUAGAAAUAUAGAUUUUCAUCGAUUCACAUAUCUCCAAAGAAAUCUGAGAGUGUGCUUUCGUUGAUCUUCUAAAUCGGAUAAUAUUAAGAAAAGUCAGGCGUAAAAGGCGACGGUGCUGGGUUCCAUCAGGGUUGGUUGGCGUAUCUCCCCUGUGGGUAGGGGGUAGUAGAAUACUCCCACAGUACUCCCUGCUUGUCGUAAGAGGCGACUAAAAGGGACUGUGUGAAUGGUGUGUGAAUGUUCUCGUACGGCUAUUCCUUUCUUUGUUCUUCUCUCAUCUCUUUCUCUAUUCUUUCUCUCUCUAACUUCCUUCCGUUCCUUUCCUUUCCUUUGGGGAGCUUGCCUCCCAAUAAUAUUGAUACUUUAUUUUAUCAUGGAUAGUACAUCUACAGUCAUAAGCGGGCGUGGGAGGGAUACCUACGCCACGGCGGUGUCAGGUGGUGGUAGGGCAGGCCACCCGCCGUCGUCAACCAGCGACUGCCAGGAGCUUGGGGUAGGCAACCUGGCCCCAGCUCUGGAUACUGCAUCAGGAAGGGCACCACAGGUAGGCGACCUGGCCUGCGGUGUAUCCAAUGCGCCAGGAAGGGUAGAAAGGAAGGGAAGGGUAGUAAGGGAAGAUAGCUACUACUUGGAGGACGUUGAGAGCAUGCAGCGCUACAGCUCGACGUCACCUGUCCUGGUGAGAACGCACAAACGUGCGAGGUCCCCGACCUACUCCUCAGAGGAAGAGGAGUUAAGGGUAGACUUGGACGGGUCGAAUAAGCAAGGACCGGCAAAGACUCUAGAAUCUGUUUUGGAUACUGACAGGCUGCUGAAACACAUCAGGGACGUUAUCCAAGGAGCCGAAAACGUGAGGAAAAGAUUCAUCAAAACUGAGGACGAAGCUUCAAGAAAGAUGAAACAUUGCCAUAAUGAGAUGCUGGAAAUGAUUGAUAUCCUAAGGGAGAGGCUUCAUAUUGAAGCAGAUGAUCCUCCUUCAACCAAGGAAACCAUUGCGCAGCUAAAGAAAGAAAUUAGGGCCAAGGAGGUGAGCAUUAGAGAGUUGACGGAAGAAAUUGACCAUUGCAAGAAAGAAAAUAGGAAAAUACCAUUAAACCCCUUGGCUGCGAGGAGCCAAACAAUGACCCGGGGUACUGCAGCUCCUGGUCCCUGCAGAGGACCGUCUGCACUGAUCUCAACAUCGGAUCGUCAUACAACGGAUAGUGACCCAAUAGAUAUACAGGAGUUAGUCGAGUCGGUGGGGAUACUGGAAAAUACUAUCAGCAGUAUGCAGCAGCAGACAACGAUUGGAGCUGAUGGGCCACACAAAGGCCCCACCCUCCGUGCUGAGUCCACUCGAUCCCCUGCGGAACAGGAAGGAGUCAACGUCUCCUUGAGGGGAGGGAAGAGGAAGAGUGGGACGCAGAGAAGAAGGGAGAGGAGACAAAGGGAAAGAGAAGUCGCUGAAAUUUCCCUAUUCUGUACCGAGGAGACGGCGUACAAAGAAACGCUCCUCCAGGCCACGGAGAAAAUUAAUAUAAAGGAGCUGGGGAUCGACAGCAUGAGGUGCAGAAGAGGCCUCACGGGCGCCUUCAUAUGGCAGGUACGAGGUAAAGGGGCAAAUGAGAAGGCCGACCGGGUGGCGGAGGCCUUAAAGAGUGCCGUCCCAGAAGCGAAGAUUACUCGCCCCCUGCGUACGAGCACCAUUAGGUUGGUGGGACUGGAUGCGUACGCUGACGGGACCGUCAUCAGGAAUGCGCUUCUGGAGAUGCGAUCCGGAACAGACCCCAACCUGAUUAAGGUUGGAGAGAUCAGGAUUGGCAGGGGCAGAUUAGGCGAGGCCACUGUCUCGGCUCCGGUGCCUGUCAUCCGGGCGGCCCUGGAGAGGGGCAGAAUAGACGUGGGACUUACAAAAGUGAGGGUGUAUGAACUCAGGCAGCAGCCCCUCAGAUGCCACCGGUGCCUGGCGCAAGGACAUGUUGCUGCAAUGUGCCCUGCUACAAAGUCUAGGACUGACCUAUGCUACGUAUGUGGGAAACCGGGCCACCUGGCCAAGACAUGCACAGAUAAACCAGCGUGUCCGGUUUGUGUAGACGCGGGCCGGAAGCCGACCAACCACCGUGCCGGUUCUUGGGAGUGCCCGGUAGUGCCUCCCAGAAAAUGGGUAGAUAAGGUUUUUGGGAAUUUGCCCUGAAAGAAUCUGGAAAGACCCGCAUAAGGUCGCGGAAAAAACUGCACUUAGGACCGGGGGAGAAGAAGCGACGCCUCUACAGCGGCGUGAUCCACUCGGUGCUCCUUUAAGGGAGGGCGCCGGUGUGGUGGCGCGCCGUCGUGGAGGACAUGAGGAUCGGGCGAGCUGUUCGGAGCCUCCAGAGGAAGGUGGCGAUCCGGGUGUAUUGUGCCUAUAGAACGGUCUCCUUCCACGCGGCUAUGAUGAUUGCGGGGAUUAUUCCUCUCGUUCAUCUGGCACCCCGGCUGGCGGAGGCGUAUGCGGCCGUUAGGGACGCGGAGGAACCUGUUCCCCCGUGUACUAAGGCUGUAUUAUUGGGUGCUCUUGCCAGAAGGAGGGCAAUAGAAGCGUGGAAAAGUGAGGAAAAGUGGGCUCGUAGAAUCACUAGCAGCAACGGGAGUGCGUGCGAGGGCGGCUAUUACCGAAUGGUUAGCUGAGUGGAUUGGGAGGUCGUUCUCUAUCGGAACGACCUUUCACACCACACAACUGAUGAGCGGCCAUGGCUGUUUCUCGGCGUACUUCUACAAGAUAAGAAAGAUUCCCUCCCCACGUUGUUUCCACGUUGUGGGGGAAGUGAGGAUACGGCGGAAUACACCCUGGUAGACUGCCCGGCGUGGACGGAUGUCAGGAAUGAGCUGAUUGGUGCGGUAGAGGGAGGGCAGCUAAUCCUUCCCAUGAUAGUCAGGGUCUCCCUUCGCAG